Molecule: messenger RNA, 5807 nt
Organism: Rhipicephalus sanguineus (brown dog tick)
Lineage: Eukaryota; Metazoa; Arthropoda; Arachnida; Ixodida; Ixodidae
Product: visual pigment-like receptor peropsin
Exons: 6
Coding region: 253-1209 (318 amino acids)
Biological process (GO): G protein-coupled receptor signaling pathway; visual perception
Cellular component (GO): membrane
Molecular function (GO): G protein-coupled receptor activity
Source: RefSeq, a predicted model, not a curated record
GCCGGCGGUGUCAGGACGCCGCUGAGCUUCUUCGAAGAGCACGCAAUCUCUGACGCACGCGCCUCGUGCCACCACCUCGUGUGUGAGCAAGCUCCGGUGAAGUGGGACUCCAUCGCCUGCGAGAUACACGUUGCUUGUAGAAGAAACAAACAAAAAAGUGCGGGGGAGUGACACUUUUGCUGUGUGUCCCGUCGGACUUUCCGCACCGUUGACGGCAACAACGAGGCCGCGCGUCCUGAGAAGUGAGCAAACAUGAACAACACGACGGAGCUGCUGGCCGACGGUCGUCGGGACGUCCUCGUUGGCAGCUACCUACUCGCUGUCGGGUUGAUCGGCAGCGUGGGAAAUGGGAUAAUCCUGGCCAUGUAUGCUUGCGUGUCUUCGGUGAUGGACCCCACGAGCUUGCUCCUCAUCAGCCUGGCGGCCUCUGACUUCGGCAUUCUCAUCGGCUGCCCAUUUUCGGCAACGGCCAGCUUCUCCGGCAAGUGGAUCUUCGGUUACACGGGAUGCCAGGCGUACGCCUUCAUUGGCUUUUUCUUCGGCUCGGCUCACAUCGGAACACUCACUCUUCUAGCCCUGGACCGAUACCUGGCCACCUGCCGCAUCGGCUUCCGUGGGAAGCCUACGUACAAGAGAUACGUCCAGCUUUUGGGGAUCGUUUGGUUCUACGGUUUCUUCUGGGCUGUCAUGCCUCUCCUUGGAUGGGCUAGGUACGGUAUGGAGCCUUCGUUCCAGUCGUGCACGAUUGACUGGCGACACAACGACGCCAGCUACAAGUCGUUCACGGUGGUCUACUUCGUUCUGGGAUUCCUUGUGCCGGCUUGCAUCGUCGUGGUCUGCUACCGCACUUCAUCGGCGCACAUUCGGGUCCCCAAGCCCACUGUCGUCCGUCCCAACGACAUGAACGAUGACUUCUGGGCGAACCAGGACACGGUCACCAUGAUGGUGGUGGUCAUCGUGGCCACGUUCUUCGCAGCCUGGACCCCGUACGCUGUGCUCUGCCUGUGGGCCGUGUUUGGCAAGUCUUCUAGCGUGCCACAUCUCGUGGCCGUUGUGCCACCACUGUUCUGCAAGACGGCCAGUGCCAUCAACCCGUUCAUCUACUUCGUCAGCAACCCUCGCAUCAGGACCGACAUAUACGCACUUCUUACCUGCCGAUGCAAGAGCCUCGGCAGGCGCAGCUGCUCCAUCGAAGAGGACUACUGCUAGUCGCCGUCCCGAACAUGCUGCUUCUCCAGCCGGUCCGCUAUUGGGGAGCGGAUGAACAUGCUGCUCCUGGUGGCCUCACAGUUAUCAUCUGGGACAACCUUGUUCAAGUGGCAGAGGGAAUGUAUGCUCUCUGCACGGUUUAAGCACUGGCGCAUGGCCCAGCAGAGACAGCAGGCAAACUACUACUUAUUUUGUGCGAGGCUGAGUCACCUGGGCAUCACUGAAAAAUUACAUUAAGAAAAAGCUGUAACGAACUGAUACCCACAUUUAUUCAAAAAAAAAAAAAAAAGACGUUACAGGGUCUGGACACUUGCCUUCUGCAUACAUAUGUGAAUGUAGUUUCAUAGAUAAAGUAUUUUACUGAGUGCCAUUGGAAGCUACAGAAACUAGUUUGGAUAAACAGAUUAUACAUUAUUUUUUAAACCUCUCUUUCUUCUAUCGCGCUUCUGGUGAACGCAUCUCAGGCCUUUCGGUUACCCGCACACGCUCUCUCACGACUUUUUUUUUUUUUCGCCGUGGGCGGUUUUCUGGCUCACUCGGGCGUACGUGAGACAGGCCGUUCCAAUCCCUCGCUUCAUAUAAACGACGAAAUUAAAAUUUAAAAAGCAAAAAUAUGACAAAAAAACUUGCUCAUGUUUUACGUGCCAAAACCACGAUGUGAUUAUAAAGCCCUUCUUAGGCGGGUACUGUACAUUAAUUUUAACCUACUGGUAUUUUUCAACGUGCAUCCUAUCAGCGUUCUUGUAUUUGCCCCUAUCAAAAUGGGUCAGCAAAAUUUGAUCCCGGGAUCCCGUGCUUGACAGCGCAAUGUCACAGCCGCCCAGCCACCACGGUGGGUAAAGCUAAGAACCCUCGAGUGCUAUGCAUGUACUAUCGUAUCAUGGGCCGCACUUUAGAGAUAACCAGCACCUCAUACGCACUCAUUCGGCUCACAUUAUGGAUGAUGCAAUUUUGCUUACACUGUUUUUCUUAAGGUCGUACUAUGAUGAUUUGCGUCACCUUAAGGGUAGACGUGCCCAUCAUUGAGCAUUGAAUUGACUUCCGUAAAUCAGAAAUGUAAAUCCAGAAAGUAAGGCUUCCACCUGACACCAAUAGUCCUCCUUCAAAAAAAAAACACUAAACACAUCAGGUGCACAUUUACAUUCGUGCUACUUCCCCUUUACUGUGUCAUCGUAGUAAGUGGUUCCAGUAUGUCAUAUGUGACGCUGCAGUGCGGUAUAUGCGCAUGUUUCCGUGCGAAGAAUGUCGGCGGCCUAGUCCGAGACUGAAAAUUUCUCUAAUUUGUGGCAGCUGUCUGCUGCUGGCGAGUUAUGUUUUAAGGCGAUCUUUCUUCUCAAUCUUUGAAGAUUAAUGGUGAUAGCCUUCUUAUUGCUAUAACAAUUAACCAACUCGCGGCCUUGUUAAUGUAGAAAUAUUCGGAAAGCAUGACAGAUGCAGCAUCAAAUCGCGUCACCAUUGAGCAACAACUUUUCUUUCAUUUUUUCGGAUGGUCCGGGAAGUGCCCGUUGGGGCACGGCGGCUGUGCCGUGUUGCAGCUGAGCGUGACAUUUGGACUUCCCUUCCGUGUUUACUUAAAAUCAAUGCACGCAAAGAGCCGGCGCGAAUAGAUUACCGAUUCUAGAGCGAUCCAAAUUAUUUCCGAUCACCUCGCGACGCUGUGUUUUACAGCCUAAUUGUAGUUACUGAAGGGUUUGAAGCCCUACCAGUUAAUCGUCCAAAAUAAAAUUGACGUCGGUGAUUAGGCUGACCAUCAACGCUCGCAGCCUGAAACCCGACAAAUGCUUUAGAGAAAAACACUCACUCCUUCCACAAGUUCAUCAUGCUCGGCUUCUUUACUUGCAGGAGGGAAGCUGACACUUGCAUUUCAGACAUUUGUUAGUUCGGCAACAGCAACCACAGCGAAGAGCACUAAUUACCAUAUGUCAUCUCUGCUAGAUCACGUGGUUGUUUGCACCUCCGUGCAUUGCCACUGCUGGCAAGGUCGGCGACUCGUUCAUCCGUCGCUAUAUGACGCGGGACAAAUCUGAAUGCUGUGGUGGUACUACAGUAAACAUUCAGUACCGUGCCAUCCGCUAAGGAAAAAGCUUUCUCUUACGCCUGUUUUUAGUUUCAGCACAAAGGGUAACGACUACAUGGUCCCUUGUGUGGAUUUCGCUGCUGCUAAUUUUUCCCCGAAACCACGAAUUACGUCACUGCAACUGUUACUAUCAAUUUCGCACAGAGUUUACGUCGUAAACAAACACAUGCUAUCGGCGCGCUCCAGCAGCAUGUAGCUUAAGAGAAUAUUUUUGGAGUCAGCAAAUACUUCAUUCACGUCUGCGGACUGCUCACAAAAGUCGAGAUCGUUGAAACACAGCCUGCGGAGUACAAUCGUUGAGAGUUACAGUCCGCUUGUUGCGACUCGGUUAACUUGUUGAAAAGAGGUGCACAUUACAUGACACUGCUUUUUGUUGAACGUGCCAAAAGAGAAUUGCACAUGCCUUCCACUUAAGAAAAGUUAUUGCGAUCUUCUCUAUACUGUUGUUAUUCGUUGGCACCUGUCCUGGCUGUUGUUGGGAUAACGGAUAACUGUUAUCCUAACAGUUAUCCGUUAGGAUAGGAUAAGGAUAGCUGUUGUUAGGGUGACGAGUUAACCAAAUCCGCCAGCAACAACAUGUAGAAGCCGCACGAUAGCUGCUGCGAGAGCCUAUCAGUGACUCUGCAGACCGCUUGAGCUGUCUUCAUUUUUACCGCUGUCAUUCUGACGUCGGUCAUUAUGACACUUCUACACUAGUUGGCGUAGGCGUCAGAUUAGUCUCCAACGGCAGGGUGUAUCAUUACCUACACUCCUUCACUUAAGGCGACCAGCUAAGGCCAUAAAGGUGCACAUUUCGUUUCUUUUAUAUGAGCAUUCCAUUAGGGAGAAAAUUAAUUUGAAGCGUUAGACGUAGCUCCAACAAAGGAACCUUUUCUGCCAUUUUUGAGCUUACGUGUUUGCCAGUUGUAACUAAUGCCGUGUUAUUUGUCUUGAGGAAAAAGAACGUACGAAUAACGUGCACUGUGUACAAGACUGUGCGGAAUAUUUGAUACAUUGGUCCCUCUGUACGAUGGCUUCUGUAGUCGUCGUGUUGCAUUGGAAUCCAAAAUAUUUCCGAACACUAGUUUUAAUUACUGUCCUAAUUGAGGUUCGUGUCGUCGCUUUUUUUUUCAUUAGUGUGAUCACAAAUGCUUGCUGGUGCCGGUGGCAUUAUGUGUUCUUUGUCCGAAAGAAAGAACCCUAAUUUAAUUGAAAACUUACUCCAACUUGGGCAAAUUGGUGGUGCUUAAGUUUAAUCGACCGAAACGAAUAUGACGAUGAACGCGAAGACGCAGGGCCAGUAUGGCAAUUUCUAUCUAAACUGAACACAAGCACGGUGCGUCCAUUAUAGUCCCUGCUGUCUGCGUUCUUGACUGUGACCUAAUGUUUGGAGCGCAAAACGAAGGUUUUAGUAGAGGCAAUACUACGGGACCACACUGCUAUGUGUGUUGCUGUAUCUUUACCAAAAAGCAUUCGCCGCACAUCCAUGUCAUCACUGAAGAAGUGCGCGCGGACAACUUUAAAACCUGAUUUAAGAAUGGUGCGGCACAUUCUGACUUUAAAUUUAUGUAAGCCGGCUGUGUACUUCGUUUUCCGUUCAGGAACAUUAAGUCUCGGCAGGCACAACAUUGUGCGAACCACGUUCCCGAUGUUUUUUGAACCUCGGUGUCGUGACAGAAACUGUGCAAGUGCAAUUUCAGGCAGCGUUGCUGUAUUUUUCGUUUCUUAUGAGUAUAUUUAUGCAUGCAGUUUCGUCCCUAAAUGAUUUUUUUUUCUAAUUAAAUUGACGUUGUUGUCGUUUUGAAACUAGUCCCAGAGUAGUCUAAGGAAAAUUUUGGCUUCGCAUGUAUGAAAUUGAGUGAACUCCCAGUGUACACAGGUACCUUUCAAACCAUAUCACUAGUGAGCAGCUUUACUUUUCCGCACGACGCUUAUUUGGUUUCACGUCCCAUUGCACCACCGUUAGUCAACACUCAUUUCACUGUAAAUCACAGCAGCUACAUGUAAAUAGAGGUUACGGCCAUUUUAUAAUAUUACACAUCUAAAACACCGAGAGCACUAUUUCUGGGUAAACAACCAACUAUUUUUCGACAGUGAUAUGGGACAUCUUGUCCGUCUAUUCUGUAAUGUCUCAUCGAGACAUUACGAAUGACAUUCGACAAUGUAUAAUAAAAUCGUGGGAACAUAUUCCUCUAUGUGAUGUUUUUCUGCCGUUACAGUGUGUUGUUAAUAUGGCCCAUUGUAAAGCGGGCACGUUACCAAGAACAAGAAAAGCCAAUCGUUGUAUUGUACUUAUACAUACAUUUAAGUGCACUCUACGUAGAUUACCCGCCGUCUAACCAUAAGUGGCACCCGCCUGGCACAGCACCCAUAUUCUCCUUCUGUAGUCUGUUUCCAGUGCCCAGUACAUGCAUUUAUACAUGUUGUGUACAUGCCUUCGUCGUUUCGUGUUCUUUAUCUGGUGGUUUGUGGACAAAAAUAAAUGUAUGCGCCAAUAGGCAUUAUUCUGUGGUAAUCUAUACACAAUAAAGUUCCAAGUAUU